Penicillium maclennaniae is the source of this 2133-nucleotide messenger RNA. RefSeq lists its product as uncharacterized. Gene Ontology annotation, cellular component: membrane. The record is from RefSeq and is a predicted model, not a curated record. Gene Ontology annotation, biological process: sodium ion export across plasma membrane; proton transmembrane transport; potassium ion import across plasma membrane. The coding region runs from base 1 to 2133 and encodes 710 amino acids. The transcript is spliced from 7 exons. Gene Ontology annotation, molecular function: P-type sodium:potassium-exchanging transporter activity; ATP hydrolysis activity; ATP binding. Lineage: Eukaryota; Fungi; Ascomycota; Eurotiomycetes; Eurotiales; Aspergillaceae.
AUGGCGAAGCCGGUGACGUCUUGUAGCUGGCGAGCUGCCGGUGAAGAGGCGGCUGAUCGGAUCAUAGCCCCUGGACACACUGCCAGUGACAAGCAUCGGGGUCAAAAAGCGCAGAGGCGUGCGAGCCAGCGAACGAUCGAUCCCAAGUCUGUUAUUCCUAUUGAAUAUCGGAGCCUGUAUCUUCCUUCGAAAUCGAAGACGAAGGUGACAGAAAGCGGCGGGUCAAACGCCAAUGAGACAAAGAAAAAAAUGGCAGAUGAAUGGCAAAAUACCGAUUGGCAUACACUUGCUGCUGCGGAGGUCCAGAAAUGCCUUAACGUCGAUGCAUCAACGGGUCUCACCGAAGACUCGGCGAAAGAGCGACUGCAGAAGCAUGGUCCGAACAAAAUUGCACCGUUGCCAAAUCCCUGGUUCUGGAAGAUCCUCGGCUACUUUUUCAAAGGGUUCGGAUCAAUGCUGCUCAUCGGUGGAAUCUUGGUCUUUAUAUCAUGGAAGCCCUUGGGCCAGCCACCUGCGGUUGCAAAUCUGACUUUGAGCAUUGUCCUGAUUGCGGUCUUCGUCAUCCAAGCGGUGUUCAAUACCUGGCAGGAUUAUUCGUCCUCCCGUGUGAUGGCCUCAAUCACAGCCAUGCUGCCAGAAUUAUGUCUGCUUCUUCGCAGUGGUGCGCGAGUAGAGGUCUCCGCUACACUCGAACGAUGCUCCCAAGUCUUGUGCCCUGAUGGUGAAGUUAGAUCCCUGAGCAAGGACGAUCUAGCAGCGAUAAAAAUCUUGAAAGAUCAAUGGUCUUCUAAGGGCAAACGUGUGAUUCUACUUGCACGGAAGCUUCUCGCCAAGGACAGCAUACUGGCUAAGCCUACUUCCUCGGACUUUGAGUCCCAUAUGCUCCACGAAGCUGGGAAAGGUCUGACAUUGGUCGGCUUGGUUGGCUUGAUUGACCCACCACGGGCUGAAAUCCCAGAGGUCAUUCGAAUUUUCUGCGUCAGGCCCAAAUACGAGUCUUUGUGGUUUGUCACCGGCGAUUUUGGAUUGACAGCACUGGCUAUUUCCCGUCAGUGCGGCAUUGUUACCACCGAUUCGGUACACGAUGCAUCAGCUCUUCGGAAAUGUCCGACUACAAGCAAAAAGCACGUCGAUGCAUCCCGCUCCGCUUUGCUUGUUAGUGGUCCGGACUUGAUGACUCCGAACGAAGAUCAAUGGGGUCAGUUGUGCAAAAAAUAUCCUGAGAUUGUGUUCUCUCGCACUACUCCGAAUCAGAAGCUACAAAUUGUUCGUGAGAUCCAGUCGAGGGAAGAAAUUGUCGGCAUGACAGGAGACGGUGUCAAUGAUGCCCCUGCCCUCAAAGCGGCCGAUAUUGGCAUCAGUCUCACCAGCGGCUCAGACAUCGCUAUUGAGGCUGCUGACAUGGUCCUGCUCGAUUCUUUCGGAGGAAUUGUUGAAGCCGUUCGAUACGGGCGUGUGGUUUUCGACAAUCUCAAGAAGACAGUCGCCUAUCUUCUGCCAGCGGGUUCAUGGUCCGAGUUCUGGCCCCUGUUUUGCAAUCUGGUCUUCGGGAUCCCUCAAAUCCUGUCAUCUUUCCUGAUGAUCAUCAUUUGUUGUUUUACAGAUUGUGCCGCUGCCGUGGCCCUAGCAUACGAGGUCCCGGAGGCAGACGUGCUCUUCCGCGCGCCUCGGCAUCCAACCAAAAAUCGACUGGUCGACUGGAAGCUCCUAUUUCAUUCAUAUGCGCUAGUCGGCAUGAUCGAGACAGCUCUUUCAUUUACCAUGGCCUUAUGGUACCUACAGAGGUGCGGAAUUCACUUCUCUGAGCUGUGCUUCAAAUUCGCCAAAGUCAAUGAAGCAAGCUCGAUCUACUUCAUCAAUCUCGUCAUCAUGCAAUGGUUCAACCUGAUGGCAGUUCGCACGCGUUCUCUUUCGAUUUUCCAGCAUCCUCCAGCAUUCAACAAGCUGACACAGAACCUGUAUCUGUUCCCUGCCAUUGCAUUCGCGCUUGGAAUUUCCGUCAUUUGGCUCUAUAUUCCUAGCCUGCAGGUGGUCCUUGAUACCUCGGGUAUUCCUGCUGAGCACUAUUUCCUCCCCGCUGCUCUGGGCCUGGGACUCUUGUGUCCGGAUAAAGGAAGUAAAGCCGCUGUUUGA